CUUAUAUAAAACUAUUAUUGUGGGUUAGUAGAUUGUUAUCCUCAUUUUAAACUAAACAAAAUAUUUACAUUAUGUUUCAACAUGACAAAAAAUAAAGUGUUAGAUAGGUAAAAAAAAUAAAAAAAUAAAAAUAAAAUAAAAUAAAUUAAAAGAGAUUUUUGGACAGAUGCUACUGCAAUUUCAAGCAUAUUAUAAUAUUAUGAAUAUAAAAACAAUAAAGAAAUUCAGGAAAUAGAAUUCCUUUUUGAAGAUUGGGAUUUAGAAAGAUUAUCUGAUAUUCUUUUAUGGGAUAAAAAAAAUACUACAAAUAUUUACGGAGUUGGAAUAGAUGAUAGGCUUUGGUAUGCAAUAACUCUUAUUUAAAUCUAAACUCUAAAAGGCAAAUAGUAUAAUAAAGGAACAUUUUAGUAAUUAUCGAUUGAAAUAUUCGAUUGGGUAGAUUAAAUGUACUAAGAUAACAUUUGUGGGGGAGGAAUAUAUUGGGACGUUGAAAAAAGUUACAAAAACUCGAUAACAAAUUAAUUAUUUAUUGAUUUAGCUAUAAGACUAAGUCAAAUAGAUGAAAAAAAUAAAAAAAAUACAUGGAAAAAUCGUUAAAAAUAUCUCUAUGGAUAAUAAAUAAUUUACUUGAUGAAAAUUAUGUAUUUAUUGAUGGUAUUAAUGUAGUUAAUAAGACAUGCUCUUCUCAAGAAAAUACUAAAUGGACAUAUAAUUAAGGCGUUUAUAUAAAUGCAUUUAUAUCUUUAUCUUAGUAUUAUAAAAAUUAUUCGAAUUUAUUUAUUGAUAUAAUAAAAAAUAAUUUAUCAUACAUAACAAUUAAAAAUAAUACUGAUAAUCCAUUCUAAUUUAUUCCAAGUGAUUUACAAAAUUAUGUAAUUCUUUUAGAAAACAAUUGGGCUAAAUAUUCUGAAACACAUUCUGCAUUUAAAGGAAUUUACAUUAGGUACUUAUCUUAUGCAUAUAGAUAUUUUAAGUAAAUUAGUUAAGAUUAAUAGUAUGCUAAAAUUAUUGAAAAUUAUAUUAUAAAUAAUGCUAAUUACAUUCUUCCUAUUUAAAAAGAUUGGUCUUAUCCUUAUAAUUUUUAAAGAAAUAAUAAAGAAAAUGAUAAAAUAACAGCUGGUACUACUAUUUCAGCUUUUGAUUUAUAUGCUUUUAAUGAUAUUCUCAUUGAAAAAUGAUAA
Ichthyophthirius multifiliis is the source of this 1181-nucleotide messenger RNA. RefSeq lists its product as hypothetical. NCBI's taxonomy places the organism in Eukaryota, Ciliophora, Oligohymenophorea, Hymenostomatida. Gene Ontology annotation, biological process: carbohydrate metabolic process. The record is from RefSeq and is a predicted model, not a curated record. The transcript has a single exon.